Physella acuta is the source of this 5468-nucleotide messenger RNA. RefSeq names its product ubiquitin carboxyl-terminal hydrolase 48. Gene Ontology annotation, cellular component: cytosol; nucleus. Lineage: Eukaryota; Metazoa; Mollusca; Gastropoda; Physidae. Gene Ontology annotation, biological process: protein deubiquitination. Gene Ontology annotation, molecular function: protein binding; cysteine-type endopeptidase activity; cysteine-type deubiquitinase activity. The record is from RefSeq and is a predicted model, not a curated record.
AUUUCCGCUGUGUAUAGUGUAGUAUAGUAAGCGAACAAGUUAUUCAACCGCGAAGAUCAGGAAUUCCCUGCCUAGCUGCCUAGUCAAGAGUCAAGUCAGAUUUCAGAGUUUGGCUACACACUCGGCUACACCAAUUAAAGAGGCAACAUGCCACCCAAGCACAAAGUUCAGCUGGACAAGGGAGCAUGGCAAUGGGCAGAAACUACAGAUUAUACUCAGGUUACAGAAGAGCAUGUCAAGAUGGCCUAUAGACUGAACCUUUCCACAUGUGAAAGAGCUUCUUGCAAACGUAAUUGUAAAGGUAACCCAUUCUGUUUGAAUAAUCUUGGAGAAAAAAAGUGGUAUGGAACAGUGGAUGAAACUAAGUGGCAGAAUUUUGAUCCUGACGUAGAACGACGGCAAAAAGGCCACUUUGUUGGCUUAAAAAAUCUGGGAGCCACCUGUUAUGUCAACACUUUUUUACAACUUUGGUUUCACAACCCUAUCAUCAGACGAGCUGUGUAUGAGUGGAGGGAACAAACACUACCAGAGGAGUAUUAUGAUGAUUGGAAACCUGACUCAAUAUGUGGUCACCUUCAAGUGAUGUUUGCAUUAUUACAGUUAAGUAAUAGAUGUUUUGUUGAUCCCAGUCCUCUGAUUGAGUGUAUAGGCUUAGAUACUGGAGAACAGCAGGAUGCUCAAGAAUUUUCAAAGCUUUUCCUUCAUCACUUAGAGCGUUCCUUGUCGACUGUAAUUACAGAGAACGAAAAUGUUAUAGUGCAACAAUUUUGUGGUAGAUACUGCUAUGUUACUAUUUGUCAAAAUUGUAAAAGUGAAUCUGAAACACCAGCCACAUUUUAUGAACUUGACUUGAAUAUCAGAGGCCACUCAACCCUGGCCGCAUCAAUCAAAGAUUUCCUACAGGAAGAGAAACUGGAAGGUGACAACCAGUACAUGUGUAGUGUGUGCAACAGUAAACAGAAUGCCACAAGAGCCAUCAGACUGAACAAACUGCCCCCAGUACUCAACCUGCAGCUCUUACGCUUUGUGUUUGACAAGAACAAAGGCCACAAAAAGAAACUGAGUAGUUUUAUCCAGUUUCCUGAGACUCUGGAUAUGUCUCCAUACCUACAGACUGAAGAUGUAGAUGAGGCAGUGUAUGAGCUGACAGCUGUACUGAUACACAGGGGCCCUACAGCUUACAGUGGACACUACAUUGCACACAUCAGGGAACAAGACACUGGUGCCUGGUACAAAUAUAAUGAUGAGGAGAUUGAGAAAAUGAACAACAAAAAGUUGGAACUGGGAAAAGAAGAAGAUGUUUUAGCAACAGAAAACACUUCCGAAAAAGCUCCUAAAGCCAGCAAGGGAAACCAUUCUUCUCGUAAUGCUUAUAUGCUGGUGUAUAGAAGACAAAAGUCUUGUAAUAAUGGAGAUUUGACUAACAUAUCAGAGGAGUUAUUACCUGCUGCUGUUAGAGGAUAUGUAGAGAGAGAUAACCAGGACUUUGAAGGUUGGAUCAAAGAAAUGCUGGACACUCAGGAACAAAAUAUUUCUGAGGUGAAACAAACUCACGAAGAAAUGCGAGCUUUGUAUAGUGCACUUCCUGUUAAGUCUUUAGAAGAACCAUGGGAGUGGGUUACAUUAGAGUGGUUAACUAAAUGGUUGGCAGAACCGGCUAAAAUUGACCAGGUUAGCAACAGGGUUCCAAAAUGUCAGCAUGAUAAACUUCCACCUGAUGAUGUGGUCAAGAUGAAGUGUAUUUCUAAAGAAGGGGCGGGGCUAUUAUUUACCAGAUAUCCUAUUGAUAAAAGAUAUGAAGGUGAAUCCUUGCUUUGUGAAAAAUGCAUCCGACAGCGCUGCCGAGAAAUGAGGUUUCGUUUGUGCAUGUCAGAUGAUGAUAAACUGUUUAGUAGUUCAAAAAAUAUCAGUAUUUUAGAUCCUGGAGAGGAAUACUUUUGGGUCAGCACAAAGCAUUUACGCAGUUGGAAAAAGUAUGCAAUGGAGGAAAUUGCCAUUCAUCCUGUUGCAAGUUCCUCUUCAUUGAAUGAUGACACACAUCCAUCGUCUGGCGCCUCUUCAGACCAGGAAGCCUCGUCCUCAUCCGCCUCUUCAAGUUGUAAUUUGAACAACAGUAGCCAAGAAGAGCAGAAUAUUUGUGUUCCCUGUGAUUAUCCACCAGAGCAAGCUGGUUUGGCAGGCAGACUUGCUGCUGUUCUGCCAGCUUCUGAUCUCCCUGUAAAUUCAUCCCACCUAGACUUGAAAUCUCCAGAAAACAACACUGUACAGUCAUCCCCCCGGUAUUCAAAAUCUUCAGAAAUUAUGAACAUCUCACCAGAUUUGUCUCCACCAAGCAGAGAUGCAUACAAUACUAAAAUAACUGAUGCAAAUGCUAUGCAUGGCUCUCAUAAGCUAUGGACGAACAGCAGUGAAAAUUUGUUUCGAAACACUACCCUCUCACCAAAGGGUUCACCUUCAGAUAACGGUGGGAUCAAGGACAGUACUUUUGACGAGGAUGGAAUGGACGAUUGUGAGAGCCCAGAAAGUGGGACUAUUGUGCUGAAAAAAACAAUGCCGCUUUUAGAAAACACUGUAUCGGAGAAGGGGAUAGAGGAGCUGAGCCUGGAGGGUCAGUCUGGCCGAAAGAGGAGCAAUGGGAUGGUGGAUAAUGAGGAUGACCAGGAGGGGAGUGGGGAGGAGGGAAGGAAAGAUUGCCUGUAUGUGGGGGAAAAGGAGGAAAAAUUUAACGACGAUAUACUCUGUGAACAUGGCAAUCUUAGAAUUGAUGAGAGUGGUAGACGAGCUGUAUCCAAGACUGUUUGGGAUCGACUAGUUUAUUAUUUUCCACAUUUGAAGCCAUUUAAUAUGUCUUCAUCAGUUUGUGAAGAAUGUCUGUCACACCAGCUCAUAGAACAGCAGAAGAAGGAGGACAGGAAGUUGGCAGGUCAAGGUCAGAAAGAUGACCUGCAGAAUCUGUAUCACAUGAAGAACCGCCCCAAGAUUGGAGACAGCUGGGAGGAGAGGACAGCUUAUGUCGUCAGUGCUAACUUUGUUGAUGGGUGGCGCAAGUUUGUCAAGCAUUCAGUGAAAAGUGAAUCUGUCCAAGAGAUUGUCAAUGCCCCAUUGCUGUGUGAACACAACCUGUUGCUGUAUAAGCCUGAGGAUAUGAACGCACCAGACAACGCCACAAGGUUUACUCUGGUUUGGGAUGAAGAGUGGCAGAAGUUGACCAGGUAUUUUGCUUUUGAUGAGGAGAUCCAGGUAAUGCAGUUCACAGAAGCUGAUGGCUCCAAACAAGUGGUCACUCUACCUGGAGUCUGUAGCACAUGUCUGAAUGAGAGAAUCCGUCAGGAAGAAGAAGGGAAGUUUAUCUUCUCCCGGCAGACCAUCUACGUCAGGAAAGUCCUGGAUGGGAGCAACAGUGAGAUCAACUGUAGGGGAGACGAGCCAAAGGAAAAUGGAAAGGGAUACAACUAUGAUCCAGAAUUUAACGCCCCUCCCCACCAGAAACCAGCUAAAUGUAAGAGCAUUGAGCCACCCCCAGAGAAGAUGGCCAAGCUGGACACUGUGGCACCAAGAAAAAGUUCCAGACACAGGAAGACCAGGGGGGAGAAGGAGUUGGUUGUUUCAUCCAACAUGACGCUUAAAGAACUUAAAAUACAGCUUUACAACCUAUGCAGUGUUCCACCCUUUGAUCAAAACCUUUCACUAGAUGGCAGAUGUCUUAAGAACGAUGAGCUGACAUUACAAGACCUCAAAGUCUACCCACAGUGUGUUAUUUUUCUUAAGGCUGAUGAACCAACAGAAACAGCAGCAUCAGUCGAGGACUUUUUAAGUGUUCCUACAAGACCAGAAGAGGGAUUUAAAGGAACAAAUUUAUUGGGAAGAUGAGUAUCAAGGGGCUAUAAGUGCAGUAUUCUCUCAGCAAGAAAACUUGUUUGCUCCCUAUUACUUAGCAUUAUUUAUUUUGUGUGUUUUAUAUUGAAAACAGUUCUUUGAUCAGUAAGACAUUUUUUUUGAUCAGUAAGACAUUUUUUUGAUCAGUAAGACAUUUUUUUUAUCAGUUAGACAUUGCUUAGAUCAGUUAGACAAUGCUUUGAUCAGUUAGACAUUUCUUUGAUCAGUAAGACAUUUAUUUGAUCAGUUAGACAUUUCUUUGAUCAGUUAGACAUUUCUUUGAUCAGUAAGAUAUUUCUUUGAUCAGUAAGACAUUUCUUUGAUCAGUUAGACAUUUCUUUGAGCACUAAUAUACAUCAAAUAUGUGUAGAACACAUCUUAGUUCUUAAGGUUGGUCUAUUGUAAAAUGUCUAUCCCAUGUAUCAAAUUGUAGGAUGUGAAUCAGACAUUUACUUACAUCUUUGCUGGUUAGAACAUAUCCUAUAUAAAUAGGACACCUUCUAGACUUGUAGGACAUCGCCUAGGUGUGUAGGACAUCCUUAAGGUGUGUAGGACACCUAGACAUGUAGGACCUGUAGUCUCUAGCCUAUUAUGAGAUUAUCUCCCUUGACACAUUAGCUAGUUGUGUACAUAGAAUCAGGUUGUUGUUGUCGUAGCUUUGAAUACAAAGUUCAGAUUAUUUUUAUAUUUCAAAAUCUAUUUUUAACUGUCAAAACAAAGCUAAUAUAAAAAAUUGUGUGGAAACUCACCACACACAAAUUUCAUUCAAGAUCAAUUUCUUUUAUUUUACAACAACCAAGCAGCAUUGUAUUGAUUACAGUGAAUUUAGUUUACAAUUCUUGGCGCUCAUGUAGUUUUAAUAAAACUGCAGUGUACUGAUGCUAAUGAAUUGGAUUUGAAUUAUUUACAGUCUUGUUUUUUAUUUAUACAUGCUUAAAAUUAUCAUUAUUUCUUUUUGUGUGCUCAAAGCAAGCAAAUCUUCUCCUACCCAGAUAUUUUAUCAGUUGAUUAUUUAGCUGUGCAUAUCUGUUAUUAUCAAACCAUGGCCUCCAAGAAAAACUGAAAAUUGAAUUCUUUCACAAGCCUUUGUUUAAAGCUUGAGAUUAUAAACUUUACCAACUGUUUUCAUUACAUAGUAUUUCAAUUUGUUUAAAAAGAUGUUAACCCUUUUUAAGAUUUAAAUACUUUUUUGAUUGAAUACAAAAGUAUAGUUUAAUGGAGGGAAAAAAAAAUUUUUGCUUCUUAGAAUACAUAAACUUCGUGUUCAAAAUUAUAUUUUGUUUAAUAAACAUGAAAACUAUAGUUUCUUUCUUGCAUUAAAAAAUGUUUGGUUUUUUUAAAGGAUUUCAGUAAUUGACUUUUGUAUCUACUUAAAUCAUCUAUUUUUGUUAUUAGUUUCCAUAUUAUGAUUGAAAAAUAACUAUAUCUACUGUAAAUAUCCAUUCAAUGUGUUGUUACAUGUUUGAAAUAAAUGUAUCACCUAUGCUAAUAGUCUUGUGACUAUGUCCCAUGAUGCAAUUCAUUACUUAUUCAUAAGAUAUUUAUUAAAUAAUUCAUUAUCCUUAAACACAUUACAUUGCUUUGGUGAGGGG